CGCGCCACUGUUGUCAUGAUGGCGAGGGCGCAGUGCAAGGACCUCAUUUAUCCCACCGUCGGAUCUUACAGUUGUACUGUUGGAUGGCUGCGAUUGGUUUGAGAGCGUGAUUUAGCGUCCUCAAAAACGUGAACAGAGGGGUCUGGUCAGAAGCUGGGUGGUUGCUUAACUUUGAUCCGGUUACAAGCGAUUGAAAACCAUGGUUCUGCGGGUUGGAGACAAAACCGUUUGCGAAAUCCUGACAGAUUUGUAUUUUAACCCUUUUGGUUCUAAUUCUGCGGUAUAAGCGGCCCUGCCACAUUUAGGGACAGCGGCUCAGGAACAAAGGACGCAGUGCGUUCCACUGCAAAUUGCAAUGUUUUCUGCACUGCGGUUCCUUCACUGCAGUUCAACCAACGUUUCAUUGUCAAUGCAAGCGGUGUUCUGCAGGAAGGUGGUCAAUCUAGAUCUGCAGAAUUUGCAUUAGGCGCAGCGGCACAAACUUUGUGACAAAGCUGGACGAUUGGAAAUUCAGCUUGUUGCUGAAGAUCAUGGUCUAGGACAUCUGAGAAAGUAGAUCUGGGCGCUUGGAUAUCAGGAAGAUGGCGGAUGUCAGGGCAAGUCUGGAGGGCCUGCUAGGGCAGAUUCCUGGUAGCGCUUUUGUGCUCGCAUCAGUCAUUGUCGUCCUCCUGUCUGUGCUGGUGGUGGUGUCAUUGGCUACGAAGAGGAAUGGAAAAGCUCCCCCCACCCUUAGUACAAUUCCAAUAAUUGGUGGUGUGUUGAAGUUCAUGGAUGGCCCGCUCAAACUCAUAAAGGAAGGGUAUGAGAAGCAUGGGGAUGUAUUCACCGUCAAUGUGUUCCACAAGAGGAUCACAUUCCUUAUUGGACCAGAGGUGUCCAAUCACUUUUUCAAGGCCGCUGAGGCGGAGUUGAGUCAGCAGGAGGUGUACCAGUACUCGGUGCCUACUUUCGGGAAAGGCGUCGUCUUUGAUGUUGACUACAGCGUCAGGCAGGAGCAGUUCCGCAUGUUUGCGGAGAGCCUCCGCAGCAGCAGGCUGCGGGACUAUGUCAAAAUGAUGGUGAUGGAGGCAGAGACGUUCUUUGGCAAGUGGGGAGAUGAGGGCGAGGUGGAUCUCAAGGAGGAGCUGUCCAAGCUGAUCAUCAUGACGGCCAGUAGGACGCUGCUCGGGAGGGAGGUGCGCGAGCAAAUGUUUGAGCAGGUGUCGGACCUGUUCCAUGUGUUGGAUUUGGGCAUGCUCCCCAUCAGCGUCAUCAUGCCCCGCCUCCCGAUCCCCGCCCACCUGCGCCGCGACCAGGCCCGCAAGCAGCUGCGCGACGUGUUCCGCUCCAUCAUCAAUAACCGGCGCGCCACCGGCGUGCGCGAGAAUGACGCCCUGCAGGCCUUCAUAGACGCUCGCUACAAGAACCCGGAUCGUCCCACGACCGACGACGAGAUCACGGGCCUAUUGAUUGCCGCCCUGUUUGCUGGCCAGCACACGAGCUCGAUCACCUCCACAUGGACCGGCUUUUAUCUCCAUGCGGGCGAGAAGAAGUUUUUGCCGAACGUGGUGCGCGAGCAGCAGCGCGUGCUGGCCAAGCACGGGGAGAAGCUCGACUACGACAUCCUGCAGGAGAUGGACUACCUGCACCGCGCCAUCAAGGAGGUGCUACGCCUGCAGCCCCCCCUGAUCAUGCUGCUACGCUACGUGCACAAGGACUUCUCCGUCACCAACCGCAAGGGCGAGAGCCACGUGGUGCCCAAGGGCCAUAUCGUCGCUACCUCCCCCAGCUUCGCGCACCGCCUGCCGCACGUCUACAAGCGCGUCGACGAGUUUGACCCGGACCGCUUCGGGCCAGGCCGCGAGGAGGACAAGGCAUAUGGCGCCUUCUCCUACAUCGGCUUUGGCGGAGGCAGGCACGGGUGCAUGGGGGAGACGUUUGCCUACAUGCAAAUCAAGACAAUCUGGAGCAUCCUCCUGAGGAACUUCGAGUUGGAGAACGUGAGCCCUUUCCCGGAACCGGACCUCGAAUCGAUGGUCGUGGGACCCAAAGGGGAGUGCCGUGUGCGCUAUAAGCGGCGAAAGCUGACGCCCGCUUGAUUUGGCGUUUGUGAGGCGAGCAGGUUAGCUGCACGGUUAUUCGCUUUAAGCACGAGGCCCAGAACCAGGCUUUGUUGCCUGGAUAGUACACAUUCUUUGUUGAGAUUGACAAAUAGAGUAGAAACAGUUUGCGUUUGCUUCAAGCCUUUUGAGGUUGAAGCUCGGCUUGUUCAGCUCAUUGACUCGGAUGCUCUACUUCAGCAUUCGAGCAGCAGUCUUGCCACCCUUGUGAUCGUUGUGGAGAUGAUGGCAUUGUUGGCACAACGCGAGCUGUCCAGAUCCCAAUUAAAUGAGGCGCUCUGAAGUCACGGCUGUGAUCGACUAGUUGUUUACACGAGGAUCUGUCUAUCUUUCCCAGACAGGUUAGAGGGUUGCCUGAUCAUUGCCACUGCAUGUAGAGGAAGUAUACUGCACCUUGAGAGUGAGUACAUUCGACUAAUGCAUCUCCGCAUUAGUAGCAAUUGGCUCCCUUUAAACCGGGGUAACAGGUGCAGUCGGGCCCGCUCUUGUCAG
Molecule: messenger RNA, 2591 nt
Organism: Klebsormidium nitens
Lineage: Eukaryota; Viridiplantae; Streptophyta; Klebsormidiophyceae; Klebsormidiales; Klebsormidiaceae
Source: the annotation of a GenBank genome assembly